This is a messenger RNA of Olea europaea var. sylvestris, 1579 nucleotides long. RefSeq names its product xyloglucan endotransglucosylase/hydrolase protein 9-like. Gene Ontology annotation, cellular component: cell wall; apoplast. Gene Ontology annotation, biological process: cell wall biogenesis; xyloglucan metabolic process. Gene Ontology annotation, molecular function: xyloglucan:xyloglucosyl transferase activity; hydrolase activity, hydrolyzing O-glycosyl compounds. NCBI's taxonomy places the organism in Eukaryota, Viridiplantae, Streptophyta, Magnoliopsida, Lamiales, Oleaceae. Bases 478 to 1371 code for a protein of 297 amino acids. The record is from RefSeq and is a predicted model, not a curated record. The transcript is spliced from 4 exons.
UUUUGAGCACUCUCUUAACAAGAUUAUGGUGCUUUUUGUGUUUGAAUUGAAAGUGUGUAUUUGAUUGAUGAGGCCAAGUUCUUCUCUUUGUUCGACUUCUGGUGAUGCUCGAAUUCCUUGGCUUCGGUAGGUAAUUUUAAUGCGGAACUAGUUGAGAACCCGGAGACACAAGUAGAACGAAGAAAAGGCUAAGUGCUUUACUACAUAUAAUAGCAAGUUGCAUAUUUAUGGUUCUUAAUACCUUAAAACGAUACUAUGGAAAAACAGAAAUGAUGGGAAAAUAUUAAAUUUCGUGGGUGGGGAAUCUAUCUGUCUUGUUGAUUCCCAAAACCCAGAAUGCCAGCUAUCUAUAGCGAGUAAUGACUGUCCUCGUGACUCCCACUAUCCCAAUUCUAGGAUCUUUUUUUUUCCUGUUAGAUUUAUGUUCUUUCUGAUGGAAAUUAAUUGAAGGGUUAUAAGUAGGUUCAUUUUGUUCAAAUGAAUUGGCUAUCAAAAUCAUCAAUGACAAUGACAAUGCUAUUGGUAUUAUUCAUCCUGGCUAUGCUUCUACUUCUGUUUGUGCAUGCAGUGAAUUCAGCAAACUUCAGUGAGAUUUUCCAGCCAAACUGGGCACCUGAUCACAUUGUCAUUCAAGGGGAUCAAAUUUCAUUGUCUCUUGACAACACUACCGGUUGUGGAUUUGAGUCCAAGAAAAAGUAUCUAUUUGGGAAAGCCACUACUCAACUCAAACUAGUUAAGGGCAAUUCAGCUGGAACCGUUAUUGCAUUCUACAUGGCAUCGGAGGGGAGUAACCACGAUGAGCUAGACUUUGAGUUUCUUGGCAAUGUUUCGGGAGAACCAUACCUCGUACAGACAAAUAUAUACAUUAACGGCAGUGGAAAUCGAGAGCAGAGGCACAGUCUAUGGUUCGACCCGACCAUGGACUUCCACACUUACUCUUUCUUCUGGAACCAACGCUCCAUCUUAUUUCUUGUGGAUGAUAUUCCGAUUCGAGAAUUUUCAAACAAGGAGAAAAAAGGGGUCCCAUAUCCGAAAAAUCGACCAAUGGGAAUUCAUGGAUCAUUAUGGAAUGCUGAUGAUUGGGCUACACAAGGAGGAAGGGUGAAAACUAAUUGGAGCUAUUCCCCUUUUAUUGCAACUUUUCAGUCGUUUGAUAUUGAUGCAUGUGAAUUAUCACCAGAUGAAGUAGAUAAUCCCUUGGUGAAAUGUGGAAAAUUGAGGCAAUUCUGGUGGGAUAAGCCUGUCAUGAAGGGGUUGAAGCAGCAGAGGAAAAGGCAAUUAAAUUGGGUUCGCAACAAGUUCUUGGUGUAUGAUUAUUGCAAUGAUACGGCUCGAUUUUCUGAGAUGCCAAAAGAGUGCCUUUUUGUUUAGAUUAAGCUCUCCAUGCACGGUUUGAUUUUCUUCAAGAAGAAGAUAUAUAUAGACUUUUCACUGCUAAAAACGGCGUUUACAAAGAUAGAAUUUCAUCGACAAACAUUGUCCAUGGCUAUAAGCAUUGGAAUGUUGAUGAAUAUUUUACUUCUCAUUUCCUAGGCAAAUAAAAUUAUCAGCGGACUAAAACCAUCAUUUGUCGUCGAAC